Laetiporus sulphureus 93-53 is the source of this 804-nucleotide messenger RNA. Its product is annotated as Aldo/keto reductase. The transcript is spliced from 8 exons. The record is from RefSeq and is a predicted model, not a curated record. NCBI's taxonomy places the organism in Eukaryota, Fungi, Basidiomycota, Agaricomycetes, Polyporales, Laetiporaceae. Bases 1 to 804 code for a protein of 267 amino acids. Gene Ontology annotation, molecular function: oxidoreductase activity.
AUGCCCGUGCUAGGCUUUGGCGUCGCAUAUGGUUUCGACAAGCCAAUCGACACUCGUUUGGUGACCACGCCAGCGGUUCUCGAGGCCUUCAAGGCCGGUUACCGUCACAUCGACACGGCACGUAUGUACAACAACGAAGAGAAAGUUGGUGAAGCAGUCCGUGAGAGUGGACUGAAGAGAGAAGAGCUCUUCCUCACCACAAAGAUUGAUAGCGCCGUACAUGGUUAUGAAAGCGCAAUUAGAAGUAUAAAUGCGUCGCUGAAAGGUCUCGGCCUUGACUAUGUGGACCUCUUUCUCAUCCACGACGCGAACUCUGGCAAACAACGACGCCUGGAGACCUACAAAGCCUUGCUCGAGGCAAAAGCGGACGGCAAGAUCCACAGCGUGGGUGUCUCCAACUACGGAGUCAAGCAUCUAGAAGAGAUCGCCGCAGCUGGCUAUGAGCCCCCUUCCGUUAAUCAGGUCGAGCUGCAUCCCUUCUGCCAGCAGAAGCCGAUUGUCGCAUACUGCCAGGCCAACAAUAUCGUCGUUCAAGCAUAUUGCCCCAUCGUUCGCGGUAAGAUGGAUGACCCCGUCAUCCAGGACAUCGCACAGAAAUACAACAGGGAUCGAGCACAGAUACUCAUACGAUGGUCGCUGCAGCAUGGAUUCGUUCCGCUGCCCAAGUCCUCGCAGCCUGAGCGCAUAAAGUCCAAUGCCCAAGUCUUUGACUUUGCUCUUGCAGACGAGGAUAUGGCCCGGCUUGAUGCACUUGACCGCGGCAAGGCUGGCGCGAUUAGCUGGAAUCCAGUCAAUGUAGAUUGA